UUAUUUUUUCACCCUAGCUCGCUGCGGUGCUGAACGUGUGUGCUGUUGACUUCUAAGUUCUAGUUGGACCCCUGCGACAGGUCCUGUUCGUUUUGCUUAGCACUCUGGAAUGGAUUUGUGCUGGUGGCGGGGGAAAAGCGAAAUGCUUUCUGUCCUGUGUGCAAUCGCCAUUCUGCUGUUGGCAGUUUGUUCGGCCAUUCCUAUGGCAUUACCCGAGCCAGGAGUACUCACUCGUGAUGGCUUAGGCGAACAAACACCGCUGUCCCCAGCAGCCGGGCAGCAGCAGGGGCAAAACGAGGAGCUGGAGCUGGAUCGCCAUGUGAGGCAGACUAGCACCGCGGUAUGCAAGCCCCAGGUGACCGUGAUCCGGUUCGUCCAACAGGGCGGCGUGCCGGCCAUCUCGACGGAGGAGGAUGGCGCGGUUACCGUGGCAACGUUCAAGGACUCGGAACCUCGCACGGGUGUGUUGCUGGAACUGUUUGGGCUGUGUCUGGACGACGUGGACUCCAUUGUAUUCCCGCGACCGGAGAGCAAGACGUGUGCGAGCCGGUUUGGGCCCUACUACCCCGACCCUGCCCAACGUUAACAAACCUGCUGGACUCGUUGACUGGCUCCGGAUUGGUUGCCGUGAUAGCUUCGUCCGGAGGUAUUGUCGUCCUCGGCGAGAUUGUCCCGCAGAGCGUCUGCUCGCGCUAUGGCCUGGCCGUCGGGGCCAAGACCAUAUGGCUGACGCGCUUCUUCAUGAUCGUCACUUUCCCGCUAGCCAUGCCCAUCUCUUGGAUUUUGGAUCGGAUCUUGGGAAGGGAGAUUGGUCGUGUGUUUAAACGCGAGGAGCUCAUAAAGUUGGUGCAAGUGACGCGUGAUCACCAUGAUAUGGCUGAGGAUGAACUAGAGAUGUUGGCUGGAGUGCUACAGUUUAAGAACAAGACCAUAGCGGAAGUCAUGACUCCCAAGGCUGACAUGUUCCUGCUCGCCGAUAACACCGUCUUAAACUUCGACACGCUCCGCAUGAUCCAGAAAAAGGGUCACUCGCGCAUACCAGUGUACUGCCAUGGAGACGAGAGUGACAUCAUGGGCGUGCUAUUUGUGAAGGACUUGAUGUUUGUGGACCCGGAUGAGAACUGGCCUGUGUCUCGCAUUGUGAAGCAGUACAAACAUGCUGUUUUACGCACUGUGCAAGACACCAAGCUGGAUGUCAUGCUGGAGCAGUUUAAGAGCGGCGUGUCACACAUGUCACUGGUCCAGCGUCUUAUCAACGAUUGUGAAGGAGACCCAUACUAUGUCACUGUCGGCAUUGUGACACUAGAGGACAUUAUUGAAGAAAUCAUCAAAACGGAAAUUGUUGAUGAGACUGAUAUUGUGCGUGAUAACAUUACCAAGGAACCGGUGCAGAGGAAACCCGGGAGAAUGCUGAUGUGGAGGUGCCUAUGCUGGACGAGGCUGAUGGUGUCAACGUGUCCAAGAACCUGCUGAUGGCCGCGCACACAUUCCUACGCAAUGAUUUCGACAAGUACUUCAGCUCUGCGCAGGUCAGCGACGACAAGCUAGGUCGCCUGCUGGGCAGCCACAAGUCCAUCUGCACGGUGCGCGUGGGGACCACGGUAGCCGAAUCCAAGGACACUGUGCAGUACCUGCGC
This is a messenger RNA of Sycon ciliatum, 1637 nucleotides long. Its product is annotated as metal transporter CNNM4-like. Gene Ontology annotation, molecular function: transmembrane transporter activity. NCBI's taxonomy places the organism in Eukaryota, Metazoa, Porifera, Calcarea, Leucosolenida, Sycettidae. Gene Ontology annotation, biological process: magnesium ion homeostasis; transport; intracellular manganese ion homeostasis. Gene Ontology annotation, cellular component: cytoplasm; plasma membrane. The record is from RefSeq and is a predicted model, not a curated record.